Hyaloscypha bicolor E is the source of this 699-nucleotide messenger RNA. RefSeq lists its product as uncharacterized. Gene Ontology annotation, molecular function: acyltransferase activity, transferring groups other than amino-acyl groups. Bases 1 to 699 code for a protein of 232 amino acids. The record is from RefSeq and is a predicted model, not a curated record. Lineage: Eukaryota; Fungi; Ascomycota; Leotiomycetes; Helotiales; Hyaloscyphaceae. The transcript is spliced from 3 exons.
AUGUCCCACGCAAUGUCUAUCCAUAGUAUGGACGGUAGCAUCAAAUGGGAUCUUAUAUCCUCGGUGGCACUCACAACGACAACGAGGAUGAGAAAUGGAUACCGUUACAUUCAGGGACAUUUCAAGGCUCUUCCAGCGAAGGAUACAUCCAGGUUGUUCUCUUGCCUUCCACAUUCCCUCCUUUGCUGCCUCCAAGCUAAUACAAAUGUUUACUCUCAACUCAAGAAACUCUUUGCUUUAAUCGCUAAGGGCAGACGACGUUCCUCUGCACCCUCACCUUCCCCCACAGACUCCAGGAUGUUAUACAACAAACUCUUAAGCUCCUCCCGCCUCGUCUACCGCGCCCUCGAAGAUACCAAGGACGACAUUCUCAAACACCCACCCAGCUACGCUCAGUACCACGAUGAGAUGAUGCAAACCCCUGCCUCAGAGUGCUUCAAAAUUACCACCGAGUGGACCAAAGAGCUCUUAUCCGUCUCCAUAUGCCUUCCAUCCGAGUGUGAAAUUCCUGCGCACUCUGCAAAUCCUGUGCGGAUUGGCUAUCUUCGUCUCUCUGCACAUUACAGCUCACGUCAUAAUCGAUCUGGCACUCUGGCCAUCACCAUAUCUGAGCCGUAUCAAGGGAAAGGCUAUGGUACAGAGGCUAUAGAUUGGGCGUUGGAUUGGGCGUUCAAGAUCGAGGGCAUACCGGUAGUGUAG